GUGUUGAUGUUUAAUUGUUAAAAUAAGUUAAAAAUGGAUCAGAACAAGACAGUAAGUCGAAAUAGAUUAAUUAUUGACUUUUAAAAUUAAAAUUAUGUACAAUUAUAUUUAUGUAAAAACAAAAAGAAUGUCCAUUCUGGGCACCAAAAAUUGUUAGCUGGGCAUAUCGUAGACCCUCAAUGUAACAAUUACACGUACACCUUUAUUUAUUAGAAACUUAAUUAAAAUCGUGUGAUGUUUCUGAAAUCCUCGUGAUGGAUGUUGAUUGUGUUGUGACUCCAGUAACUCCAGUACAGCAGGGGGCGCUAUGAAGCUCUUUAGUCCGCCGGUAAACUCACUAAACAAAGACAGAAGAACUCACAGUUUGUUUAGAUGUUCAGCUGCUGUGUGUUUGUUUAUGUCUUUCAUGUUGUGAUAUUUAUGUGAUCUUGAGAUGUUGAAGAUGAGUUUGCAGGUGGAUCUGAUGUGCUGUAAAUCAGUAGGAACUGAUCUGUCCAUGCUGGAUAUUGAUGAUUUCAUGACAGAAAUCUCUCAGCUGAAGAAAGAGGUGGCGUUACUGGAGGCAAAGCUGAGGGAAAGAGGAGAUCCACUGAACGGAGAGGAGCUGGAGAAGGUUUCCUGUCAAUCUUCAGUGUGUGUGACUGAUGGGACCUCCACAGAAUGUCAGGAUUCAGUGUGGAGCGUCAGAGAUCAGAGAUCCAGAGACACACAGGACUCAGAGCUCAGCCUCACUUUACUCUGUUAUACUGACGCUCAGGAGAGUGUGUGUGACAGUAAUCAGGGUGAUCAAACCUCCACAGAGUCUCUGGCUUCUGUCUGUAACGCUGGAGAACAGCAGAUGCUGCAGAUACCAUUGAAGAUGUGUUCAGUGAAGCUGCUGGACUGCAGGAACCUGAUGGAGAUGAGAGGAGAAACCACAGCAGAGGAACAGCAGAGUGAUGAAGAUGAUUUUAUUCAACAUGAUAAAGAUGAAGAUGAUAAUGAUUUUCUUCCUUCAGAUGCAAAAAGCGGUUCAUCUUCAGAUGGAGAAACGGCUUCAACAUCAAAAGCAAGACAUGAGAGAAGCUUUUCUACCUCAGAAAAGAGGAACCUUCAUUCAAGAGUGCACAGAGUAAAGAAGGAGUUCCACUGUGAGCAGUGCGGGAAGGUGUUCUCUGAUUCCUCAAAUAUGAGGGCUCACAGGAAGAUACACAGCGACGAAAAGCCUUUUCAAUGCAGUGAGUGUGACAAGUGCUUCAGAACUAAAAAAGAUCUUGUUCUUCAUUGGAGAACACACACAGGGGAGAAACCAUUCAAGUGUCCUCAUUGUGAGGUGAGAUUCAGACACAGACACCAUGUGAAGGAACACUGUGUCCGUUUGCACACCAGUGAGAGUCUGUAUCAGUGCAGUGAAUGUGGGAAAACCUUUGUACAACUAGAUUCUUUAAAGUCACAUCAGAAAAUACACUCACAACCCCAUCAAUGCUCACACUGUGAUAAACAGUUUAGUAACAAUUCUCGUCUGGUACUCCAUGAAAGAACACACUCUGGAGAGAAACCUUACCUCUGCUCUCACUGUGGAAAGAGCUUUGCUAAUUCACGUCAAUUCGGAGUUCAUGUAAGAGUGCACACGGGAGUAAAGCCUUAUAACUGCAGUGUUUGUGGGAAGAGUUUCAGUCAAUAUGGUCACUUAUCAAAGCACCAGAAAACGCAUACUGGAGAAAAACCUUACAAAUGCACUCAGUGUGACAAAGCAUUUUCUCGAUCAGAUGUCCUGAAAGCCCAUCAGAGGGUGCACACAGGAGAGAAACCUUACCACUGCUGUAUCUGCAGGAAGGAAUUUGUACAUUUAGCAAGUUUUCAUGCUCAUAAGAAGAUACAUACUAAAGACCAACCAGCUCUUGAAUCCCCUAGCAUCUUUUCAUGCCUCAGUCUGUGAAAAACCCUUUGUUCCUUUGGUCAGACGCUUCUACACUAUCUGGCCAGUGCGUGCCAGGGCUAUCAACUGACCAGGUGGGGCCAAUAGCCUCGGACCUUGAGCUUCAAGACCAAAAUUGAUAUGCAUUCCCACCAUCGGGCCAAUAAAUCUACAACAUUGCCCAAAAACCCACCCUUAAUACGCAGUUUGGGGUGGUGGUGGCGUAGUGGGCUAAAGCGCAUAACUGUUAAUCAGAAGGUCGCUGGUUCGAUCCCCAGCCACCACCAUUGUGUCCUUGAGGAAGGCACUUAACUCCAGGUUGCUCCGGGGGGAUUGUCCUUGUAAUAAGGGCUUUGUAAGUCGCUUUGGAUAAAAGUGUCUGCCAAAUGCAUAAAUGUAAAUGUGCAGCUGCAUUUCCUUGAACUUGAACUUGAACUUGAACUAUUUCCAAUGUCACACACACCGCCCAUUUCACAAGCAAGAGGGAAUCUCAAGCUGAGGUAUCAGGUUUUCUAGUUAUCUAGAAUAUUGAAUUUCUAUUGUAUGUAAACAUUAGCUAGCCAGCUAGCUAGAUAAGUUGGUGUUGACAACAAACUACCGUAACUGCCAUGGUGUCCCGUGUGGUCUCUCCACUAACAGUGGUACGAUGUCCCAGGACACCAUUUAUGAAAGUUCACCGAACCAUGGAAAGUAAUUUCUUUGGUCACCGCUUUGUCCGUUGGCCAUUUUAACGGAUUUGUACUGUGCCCACAUUAUUUUUCCCCCAGAACCUGAACCUCUGUACGCUGGAUGCGCAAUCUGGGAAGUUCAGUGAAACUCCGCCUAUGACAUUGAAUCCCCGGUUAGCCUCGUUUGGCCCAAGGUUAAACGGCGGUUCAAGUCAACCUUUAUUUAUAGAGCACAUUUAAAAACAAUAGAAGUUGACCCAAGUGCUUUACAGAUCAAACAAAUGAAUAAAUAAUGACAGAGUGAUAUAAAACAGAUUACACAUUUGGCAGACGCUUUUAUCCAAAGUGACUUACAGUGCACUUGUUACAGGGACAAUCCCCCCGGAGCAACCUGGAGUUAAGUGUCUUACUCAAGGACACAAUGGUGGUGACUGUGGGGAUCAAACCAGCGACCUUCUGAUUACCAAUUAUGUGCUUAGACCACUACUCCACCACCACUCCACUCCACCUGAAAUCAGAUUGAUUUCAAAUUAAAUAUAAAACAUUAAAUAAAAACCUUUAAAUCCAGCAUCCAUUUCAAACUAUUCAAUGAUUAUUCAAAAGCUACAGAGUAAAAAUAUGUUUUUAAAGAAGAUUUCAAAAUGGCUAGUGAUGAAGCUGACCUCACAUGGAUCGGGAGAAUAUUCCAGAGAUUAGGACCAUCACAGAAAACACUCGGUCACCCUUUGAUCUAUAGCGGCAACGAGGAACCCUCAAUAGAAGUUGAUCAGAAGGUCUAAGUGCUCUGGUGGGGGACGAGAAGGUCACUGAUAUAUCGGGGUGCGAGACCAGAUUGGAGACAUAAAUCAGAAUAUUUAAAUCAACCCUGAAUUUCACUGGGAGCCAGUGUAGAGACGCUAAAACCGGGGAAGUGUGAUCCCUCUUUCUUGACCCUGUUAAAAGUCUAGCUGCUGCGAUUGAACCAGCUGUAGGUGGGAUGACGCAGUUUGGGGGAAACUAAUGUACAAUGAGUUGCAAUAGUGUAAACUUGAAGAAGUGAGUGGAUCACAUUUCCAAGUCUUUAUGGGAAGGAAAGUGUUUUAUUUUAGCAUUCGAUUAGGAUAAAAAAAAAGCUACCCUUGACAACAGCACUGAUCUUCUUAGGUCAUUGGGGAAAUCUGAAAGCCCUGAGGAAGCACGAUGGAGCCCCAGAAGUGACAGUGGGAACGCAACUGGCCCUGGCAUGCACUAGCCCGAUAGUGGAAACGUGGCAAAUUUUGUAGCAUAUAUGACUAAUCUGUUUAGCUGUUUGUACAGAAAACUAGUGUUUCCUACUGAAAAGUAAACUAAGUGUACCUUGUUUGUAAUGCGUAUGAUGUAGUAUCUUUGAACGCCUAGAUGGCGUUGUCAGUGUAGUAAUUUUGAGAACAAUGCUGAAAUUUGAACCAUUUAACUAGGGCUGGGCGAUAAAACGAUAUCGAUAUUUAUUGAAAAAAUAAAUCCUUCAUAUCGAAGAUAAACGUUUUUGAGUCAUUUCCAAAAUUUUAGCCUAUGAUCUAAAUCUAGACGAUCUAGAUCAGUGGAUCUCAAGCCUGUUCCUGGAGCCCCCCCAAUGCUGCACAUUUGGUAUAUCUCUUUUUCUGACAUACCCAAUUCAGGUCUUGGUGUCUCCAACGAGCUGAUGAGUUCAAUCUGGUGUUCGAUUAGGGAGAUACCCAAAAGUGUAGUGUUGGGGGGCCUCCAGGAACAGGCUUGAGAACUACUGAUCGAGAUGAUACACAAUGAUAGGGAGUGGUGGUGGUGGUGUAGUGGACUAAAGCACAUAACUGGUAAUCAGAAGGUCGCUGGUUUGAUCCCCACAGUCACCACCAUUGUGUCCUUGAGUAAGACACUUAACUCCAGGUUGCUCUGGGGGGAUUGUCCCUGUAAUAAGUGCUCUGUAUAUUUCAUUGGUAAUCAGAAGGUCGCUGGUUUGAUCCCCACAGUCACCACCAUUCUGUCCUUGAGUAAGACACUUAACUCCAGGUUGCUCCGGGGGGAUUGUCCCUGUAAUAAGGGCUCUGUAAGUCGCUUUGGAUAAAAGUGUCUGCCAAAUGUGUAAAUGUAAUGUAUUUGCUGGAAUGCUAGUGGCUACCGAGCCUCAUUACUGGUUUCCAUGAUUCAUAUACAUAGUUGUGUGUAUAACUUAGUCGAACUGCUCACGUUUUAGGGUCACAUACAGAUCAGGUUUGUGUCAAUAAAACACGAGCAGUUCGACUAAGUUAUACACAAAUAGCUAAGUGAAUCAUGUAAACCAGUAAUGAGGCUCGGUAGCCGCUAGCUAGUUGUCCAGCUAUUAUGAUAUCAUUGUGUAUCGGACAAGACAGCACUGACAAUCCAAUGCAGCUAUCGACUGAUCACAACAGCAACUCUGACAUCCGUCACCAGGAAGUCUUUCGGUGGAGACAAACGAUCACUCAAGACGAUGAAAUUGGCGAAAUUUAAUAAUGGAAAAAAAAAUGGUCACACACUUUAUGUGGGAUUAAAUCCUAAACUGAGUAUACCUCUUGAACUUCAAGCUAAAAUGUAGCUUUGGAAUUUACAAGUCAUGUUUACGUUCUUGAGGCCAAACAAACAUGUGGAAUGCAUUUUCUCCAUAAAUGGUAUGAAAUGUAUAUCAUAAUAAAUAUUGAUACUGAACGAUAUGAAAAUACAUUUUGUGAUUAUAUUGUUGGCUACAUCGCCCAGUCCUACGUAUAAUCUGGUUAUAGAAAGAACCUCUGUAUGUGGGAUAAAUGUUUUGAAACUGCAUUGAACUGAUUUGUUUUAUUUUGUACUUGCGUUUAGAAAAGAUCAUAUUUGUGUAUUAGAAUAGAUAACUAAAAUCUAAAUGUAAACAGCGAAUUAAACAUGUGGUAGACAUAAAUGUACAACAGAGAAAGGUGUAUGAGUGUGUUUUAGAGAAAGUGGCACAUUUCUCUUGGACAAGUUUAUAUGCACAAAAUAUACUCCUCAAUUUAUGAAUGUGUAAAAUAAAACCAUACAUGCUUGCACAUGGCAGUUACUUCCUAAUGGACAAUUAGUGCUUUGGUGUAGCUAGAUAUUUAAGUUUUAAUUGUCAUUUUUUUAUUUAUUGGUUGAAGACAAGAAUGUGAAAAGUUUCGAAAAAAUGGGAUUUGAAAUGGGAAAACUGUUAUGGUACUUAAAGCUGCGGCAUCAAACUGUUGGAAAAAUCAUCCAAUGAAUGGUUUACUUAUAGAUUAUACACAUCAGCCUUAAACUCUGUUUUACAAGUGUCUUAGUACGUCUGUAGACAUGCCAAUUCCAUUUGUGUUGCUUUGCACUACCUUUAAAGACUAGUAUGAGGGCAGGUGAGUCUGAUGGAAAUGUCUCGUUCCUAAACGAUGAUCUGUUGACAGACUGAACGAGAGGAAGAGACAAAUGUUCAUUCAGUUUGACAAUCUCGCUCAAAGAGAGCAAGGGGCCACAAAAAUAAAUGUUGGUGGUGGGACUAUUUGUUUGUUUGAUAAAUGGCAUAAGGGAGGUUAUAUUAGCUGUUUUGAAAACAAUGUUUAUGGUGCUAGUAGCACAGAAAUUACUUUAAUAAAGAAACUAUAGAUGUGAAUGUACUUGGUACUUUUGGUUUAGACUCACUCAAAACACAAAAGACAGAUUUGUCGCCACCUACUGGCCAAAAAGUGUAAUUGGUAGAAAUAGUCUGUGAACAAAUCUGAACGAAUCUAUUUGGUGAACUGAUUCAAGCGACUUGAUUCGAAGUCUAAAGGAUGGAUCAAAGUUCCUGCCGGAUUUGGAAGAAACAAACUAAUUGGAUAUCUCAUGUGCCGUGUGAACCAAGACUUGAAAGAAACAACACCGGCUCAAAUCUGAGACGUGAUGAUGGUCUGUGUCACAAGAGGGAGCGGUUCAGCUAAACACAGAUCAGUUCACACGGAUUAUCAUUUGUGUUUCAUAAAUGACUGAUUUGGGUAAAAUAAAUGAAAUAUUGCCACUCUCAUGUCUCUAAGGUAAAGCAGAAAUUAGUUU
This is a messenger RNA of Xyrauchen texanus (razorback sucker), 6567 nucleotides long. Its product is annotated as zinc finger protein 501-like. Lineage: Eukaryota; Metazoa; Chordata; Actinopteri; Cypriniformes; Catostomidae. Gene Ontology annotation, molecular function: DNA-binding transcription activator activity, RNA polymerase II-specific; RNA polymerase II cis-regulatory region sequence-specific DNA binding. The coding region runs from base 434 to 1918 and encodes 494 amino acids. Gene Ontology annotation, biological process: regulation of transcription by RNA polymerase II. Gene Ontology annotation, cellular component: nucleus. The record is from RefSeq and is a predicted model, not a curated record. The transcript has 3 exons.